Mucor mucedo is the source of this 780-nucleotide messenger RNA. RefSeq names its product proliferating cell nuclear antigen. Gene Ontology annotation, biological process: leading strand elongation; regulation of DNA replication; mismatch repair. The coding region runs from base 1 to 780 and encodes 259 amino acids. Gene Ontology annotation, cellular component: PCNA complex. NCBI's taxonomy places the organism in Eukaryota, Fungi, Mucoromycota, Mucoromycetes, Mucorales, Mucoraceae. The record is from RefSeq and is a predicted model, not a curated record. Gene Ontology annotation, molecular function: DNA binding; DNA polymerase processivity factor activity. The transcript has 3 exons.
AUGCUUGAAGCCCGUCUCCAACAAGCCAAACUUCUCAAGUCUCUCCUUGAAGCUGUCAGAGAACUCGUGACAGAAUGUAAUUUUGAAUGUAAUGAUAGCGGUAUUGCACUUCAAGCCAUGGAUAACUCUCACGUUGCCUUGGUUGCUAUGCUUUUGCGUUCCGAUGGUUUCGAUCCUUACCGUUGUGACCGUAACUUACCCUUGGGUAUCAACUUGGCUAGUUUGAGUAAGAUUUUAAAGUGUGCUCGUAACGAUGAUAUCUUGACCAUCAAGGCUGAUGAUAACGGUGAUGUAUUGAGCUUGGUUUUCGAGAGCAAAGACAGUGAAAAGAUUAGUGAAUAUGAUCUCAAGUUGAUGGAUAUUGAUAGUGAGCAUUUGGGUAUUCCCGAGACUUCUUAUGAAGCUGUUGUCUCUAUGUCAUCUGUCAGAUUCGCAGAAAUCGUUCGUGAUUUACAAGGUCUUAGUGAUUCUGUUAAUAUUGAAUGUACAAAGGAAGGCAUCAAGUUCUCUGCUGAUGGUGAGAUUGGUAAGGGUUCCAUCACUUUGAAGGCCAACAGCACUGUCGAUAAAGACGAUGAUGCCACCAUCAUUGAACUUCAACAAAGUGUUUCCAUGACCUUCUCCAUCAAAUACCUCGUCAACUUCACAAAAGCCACACCUCUCUCAACUCGUGUCACCUUGAACUUAUCAGCAGAGGUUCCUCUCUUGGUUGAUUACAAGCUCGACAACUUGGGUUAUGUUAGAUAUUAUUUGGCUCCCAAGAUUGGUGAUGAAAACUAA